Aureobasidium uvarum is the source of this 273-nucleotide messenger RNA. NCBI's taxonomy places the organism in Eukaryota, Fungi, Ascomycota, Dothideomycetes, Dothideales, Saccotheciaceae. The record is from the annotation of a GenBank genome assembly.
AUGAGACUUUCUAUAAUCUUCGCUGGCCUCUUGCCUCUGGUCCUCGCUAGUGUCAUCCCCGAGGUCGAUGUUUCUGUUGAAGUUGCACCUGAACUCGACGCUCGUGGCGACAGUGGUUGUUAUCCAUUCNNCAAGCACCUAGAUGCUGUAUCAGCUACGCUGUUUGUCAAUGCAAAGAUGGCUUAUCAGUUCAACAAGGACCAAGGAGGUUGCCAGCCUCCAUGGGGAUUCCUCGCCAACAGCGUUACUCAACUCCCCGGUUACUGCUGCUAG